GACCCGCCUGCCGUGAGACGCUUGACACAGGCGGAACAGACUUCGCUGAAGGUGAUCUUCUCUCUCGUCUCCCUUUCUCCAUUCGCUUCGCUCCGGAUCCAUCUUCUGGGUUUGCACUUUGCAGUUUGUUUUGAGACAGCACGAUGGCAGCGCUGAAGGAUCUCCUACCGCCGGCGAAAUCAUCGGCCUCUUCCUAUUAUGAUCAUUCCAAUGAUGCGUGGUUCAAACAGCGUUACAGUGCCGCUGAGGUAGAACGCACCUCUGUUCUCAAAUCUAAUCCUAUCCCGGCUUACCUGAAGCGUGCUGGUUUUACUCCCCGAAAGCCGGAGGAUUUUGGGGAUGGUGGAGCUUUCCCAGAAAUUCACUACGCCCAGUACCCUCUGGACAUGGGUAGGACCAAAAAUGCAAAGCCUGGAGGAGGGAAGGUUCUCCCUCUGACAACUGAUGCGAAUGGAGAUGUAUCAUAUGAUGCGAUUGUGAAGCAGAAUGAAAAUGCUUCAAAAAUUGUGUAUUCAAAGCACAAGGAUCUUAUUCCCCAAAUUUUGAUGGGUGAGGAGGAGGCUGAUGAUGAGGAGUUGCAAAAAGAGAUCGAGGAAACAACUCAGGAAACAAAAACUGCACUCGAAAAGAUUGUUAAUGUCAGACUAAGUGCAGCACAACCUAAGAAUGUUCCAAAGCAGUCGACAGAUUCAAAGUUCAUUAAGUAUAAACCAUCGCAGCAAUCAGCAGCCUUCAAUUCAGGAGCAAAGGAGAGGAUCAUUAGGAUGGUGGAGAUGCCAGUGGACCCACUUGAGCCUCCAAAGUUUAAGCACAAGCGUGUUCCAAGGGCUUCUGGUUCUCCACCGGUGCCGGUGAUGCAUUCCCCACCACGCCCGGUGACCGUGAAAGAUCAGCAGGAUUGGAAAAUACCUCCGUGCAUUUCGAAUUGGAAGAACCCAAAAGGUUACACAAUUCCACUGGACAAGCGUUUAGCAGCAGAUGGAAGGGGGCUUCAAGAGGUUCAGAUUAAUGAUAAUUUUGCCAAGCUUUCUGAGUCUUUGUAUGUUGCUGAACAGAAGGCUAGGGAAGCUGUUGCGAUGAGAUCUAAGGUUCAGAAGGAGAUGCUUAUGAAGGAGAAGGAACGGAAAGAGCAGGAAUUACGGGCUUUAGCUCAGAAAGCUAGGGCUGAGAGGACAGGUGGGCCCCCUGCAGCUGCUGUUCCAAUUCCUUCUGAGCAUAGUAUGAUGGGUGGUGAUGAUAUGAGAGGAGACCAUGAGCACACAAGAGAAAAGGAUGCCCCUAGGGAGACAAAAGAGGAAAGAGAGGAGCGGUUGCAAAGGGAGAAAAUUCGGGAGGAGCGACGCCGAGAGAGAGAAAGGGAGAGGAGGUUGGAGGCCAAAGAUGCUGCUAUGGGGAAGAAGAGUAAGAUUACAAGAGAUAGAGAUCGUGAUAUUAGUGAGAAGGUUGCUCUUGGCAUGGCUUCUACUGGAGCAGGGAGAGGAGGGGGGGAGGUUAUGUACGACCAGAGACUGUUCAACCAGGAGAAGGGAAUGGACUCUGGGUUUGCCACAGAUGAUCAGUACAAUGUGUAUGACAAGGGCUUGUUUACUGCUCAACCUACACUAUCCAGUCUUUACAGGCCGAAGAAAGAUAUGGAUGAGGAUAUGCAUGUUGGUGCGGAUGAGCAGCUUGAUAAGAUUUUGAAGACAGACAGAUUCAAACCGGACAAGGGAUUUGCAGGUGCAUCUGAGAGAGCAGGACCAAGAGAUAGGCCUGUUGAGUUUGAGAAAGAGGCAGAAGAAGCUGAUCCAUUUGGAUUGGACCAGUUCUUGACCGAGGUGAGGAAGGGAAAGAAGGCCAUGGAAAAAGUUGGUAGUGGUGGGACCAUGAAAGCAAGUGCUGGUUCUUCAAUGCGAGAUGGCUAUGAUGGAGGCUCUGGAAGAACCCGCAUUGGGUUUGAAAGGGGCCGUUAAUUGUAAAGAUUCCCAGCUGCAACUGUUGUAUUGCUGUUAGAGAAUUAUGCCGGUUUAGCUUGCCACUGAUAGACAGAUCUUUGAAGUGGCUUCUUCAGAUAAAGAUUUGAUGCUUGCUCUUAGCAAGUGGGAUGAUUUAAUGUCAUGUGGUGCUUGCUUAACAAUCUGUAGUCAUUCUGUGUUUUGUGCUGUUGAAAUAUAUUAGUCUUUUAAUAAUUGUAUAACCACUGUUUCUGUUCAUAUUCCUGAAUGAUGUUGUGUUGCAGAGACCUGGAGUUUAGACGGUGGUUAAUUUUCCAUAUCUUACUGUGCAUGCUUUGGACAAUAAAUAGUGUUGGAAUUGCAUUUUCAUGGCAACCUAAAUUUAAAGGAAAGGACUUCAUUCAUGCGUGAGACUGAGCUUGCACGAAUGUGAUAAACCUGGAUGUGAAGAAUGACCAGCUCUUUCCUUCCUGUCCAUGCUUGAUCUUGCUGAGCAGGGGAAGGUACUGUCCGUGCUUGACCUUCCCGCUUCUUGGAGGUCAAAUUAACUGCCAGUCUAACUUGAUGGCUACCUUGUCUUCUCGGCCACCAGAACUUCAUCUGCAGAAGGUUUACUGUGUGCCGUUCUGUUAAUCAUAAAUUUGCAAUGGUCAGCCGCAAUCCUAGUUUGCUACGUUGCUACAAUGCUUCCCCUUAGGCCUAGGCUUUUACCCAGUUUUCAAUUGCUAGUUUUUGUAGGAUUCUGAACUCUGCAAUGUAUUGUAUGGACAAACACAUGGUUAUCAGAUCAUAACCCUGUUGGGGAAUAA
Malania oleifera is the source of this 2743-nucleotide messenger RNA. RefSeq names its product SNW/SKI-interacting protein A-like. The transcript has 3 exons. NCBI's taxonomy places the organism in Eukaryota, Viridiplantae, Streptophyta, Magnoliopsida, Santalales, Ximeniaceae. Bases 144 to 1952 code for a protein of 602 amino acids. Gene Ontology annotation, cellular component: spliceosomal complex. Gene Ontology annotation, biological process: mRNA splicing, via spliceosome. The record is from RefSeq and is a predicted model, not a curated record.